ACAGCCCUUAGGGCUGAUGUCACACAGUCGAAGAUGGAAAAUCUAAGGCUCAUUUCUGCUGUGUCUUCUCUCGAGGUAUUCCGAAUGAAUGUGACGAACAAUCACUGUGAUUUAAACAAAAAAGUAGGAUUUACAGCUGGUAUGCCCUCGUCAUCCACUUAUUGGUCCAGUGAUGUAAUGGUCUUUUCAAAAGUGAUCACCAACAUUGGAGGAGGUUACAAUUCUAACACUGGGAUCUUCACUGCUCCUGUCGCAGGGAUGUACCAUUUUUUUCUAAAUUUAGUUGGUUAUGAUACUAAGUCUAUUGACCUUCACGUGGUAUCAAAUGGGAAUUCGAAGGUGACAGCGAUGUCCGAAGCCUCAGCUAGCUCGACAUACCAAACAGGGACUAACAUGUUGGUGGUACGUCUCGAACAAGAUGAUACAGUGUGGAUUAAACGGAAGUCGGGUUCUGGAUACUAUUCAGACAGUAUUCCGUACACCACUUUCUCUGGUUUUCUUAUUUAAUG
Saccostrea echinata is the source of this 509-nucleotide messenger RNA. RefSeq names its product complement C1q tumor necrosis factor-related protein 6-like. The coding region runs from base 34 to 507 and encodes 157 amino acids. The transcript has 2 exons. Gene Ontology annotation, molecular function: protein binding. The record is from RefSeq and is a predicted model, not a curated record. Lineage: Eukaryota; Metazoa; Mollusca; Bivalvia; Ostreida; Ostreidae.